UCCAGCGCCCGUCCCGACGCCACGCCGCGCUGCGUCGAUGCUAUCCGAAAAUCGAUAUUAUCGUAACACCCACGUAUAACAUUUUAUUGCCAAACGUAAAUAUUUUAUGGCUGUUUAAAAAGUUUUACUGUGACGUCCCUUAAUACAUCAUUGUAAUUCUCCGCGUCCUUAUUCUGAUACAUUUUAUCAACAUCUGUGACACUAAAUUCAGUCUGUAAACACAACGCAAUUUCUACCAGCUGUUUCCGUAUGUUAUUAAACUUCACAUGUCAAAAAGUUUACAAUGGAUUUAAAUUUAUCAGGGUCGGUAAUUGACGAAAGCGAUGUCUAAAAAGAUGAAGAGUAAUACUGUUACGCUUUUACAAAUGCAGAGACAUUUUCGUCGCAAGAGCUAAAUGACCGACGACGCGCCGGGGAAGUUGGCAAGCGAGGCGCGCGCGUCUCUCGUGACGCGGCGACUUUUCCGUGAGCCCUGCGCGUCCGCCGCUCUCAGUCACCACCGGCAACGCUCGAGGAUAUGCCCGUGUUAUGGAUUACCAAUGUAUCGUCGUCUACACUGUUAUCAACAUUGCACCACCGCGUCUCACAUCGCAAGCGGCCGGUCUAUCCAAUGGAUGCAUCGCUUGGUUCAAAAACAAGCUUAAAAGAGCAGUGGCAGUAUACCUCGAAUCGCUUAAAAUAACGCCAGGUAAUGGUUUUGUGCAUGGAACUUUGGCGUGUGUCUAUUAUAAACAGGGUCUUAUAGACCUGGCAAUAGACACUUACAAGCGAGCAAUAGAGCUUCAACCUAAUUUUCCUGACGCAUACUGUAAUCUUGCUAAUGCACUUAAAGAAAAAGGACUCGUGUCAGAGGCUGAAGAUUGUUAUAACGCAGCUUUGCGUUUAUGCCCAUCGCACGUCGAUACGUUAAAUAAUCUUGGUAAUGUUAAGAGGGAACAAGGAAAAAUUGAAGAGGCAACUGUUUUGUACAUGAAAGCAUUAGAAGUUUUUCCUAAUUUUGCCGCCACGCAUAGCAAUUUGGCUUCCUUAUUACAACAACAAGGUAAACUACAUGAAGCAUUAAUGCAUUAUAGGCAAGCUAUUAACAUUCAACCAAAAUUUGCUGAUGCUUAUAGUAACAUGGGAAAUACGUUCAGAGAAUUAAAAGACAUAGGAGGUGCGUUAGUAUGUUUCAAAAAAGCAAUUGAACUCAAUCCCACGUUUGCUGACGCACAUUGCAAUCUAGGUAGCAUUUUAAAAGAUAUGGGUAAUAUUUCGGAAGCUAUUUCAUGUUACGAAAAUGCUUUAAAAAUAAAACCGGAUUUUCCCGAUGCCUACUGUAAUUUAGCGCAUUGUUUCCAAUUAAUAUGCAUUUGGGAUUGCUAUGAUGAAAGAAUGAAAAACAUAACAGCAAUUGUGGAAAAGCAACUACAUUCAGAGAAACUACCGUCGAUUCAUCCUCACCAUUCCAUUUUAUAUCCAUUAUCAAAUAAAGCAAGAAAAGAAAUUGCAGAAAGGCACGCGAAUUUAUAUGCAGAGAGAGUAAAUAUGGUUAAUAAUCCAACUUUUACUUAUAGUGAAUUAAACUAUGACCGAUUACGUAUUGGUUAUGUAAGUAGCGAUUUUGGGAAUCAUCCUACAUCACAUCUUAUGCAAUCCAUACCAGGAUUACAUGACCAAUCUAAGUUUGAAAUAUUUUGCUAUGCUUUAAAUCCAGAUGAUGGUACAACAUUCCGUAGAAAGAUAAACCAAGAAUCAGAACAUUUUGUUGAUUUGUCUCAAAUAACUUGCAACGUGGAGGCAGCCAAAAAAAUAAACGAUGACAAUAUACACAUUUUGAUUAAUAUGAAUGGUUACACUAAGGGAGCAAGGAACGAAAUUUUUGCUAUAAAGCCUGCACCGAUUCAGGUUAUGUGGCUAGGAUAUCCAGGAACUAGUGGCGCAAAUUACAUAGACUAUGUUAUAACUGAUGAAACGUCGAGUCCUAUAUCAGCUGUUAAUGAUUUUAGUGAGAAAUUUGCUUACAUGCCACAUACUUACUUUAUCGGUGAUCAUAAGCAAAUGUUUCCGCAUUUAAUUAAACAAUACAAAGUAAGAAUUGAAGAUGAUGAGACGAUUUAUGAUAACAUAACAAUAAUCAACGGACCAGAGAACGUCGACAUCAAUCAAAUUUUUCUUGUUAGUGAAGAGAAACAAUGUAUAAAAUUUGAGAACUUGAAACCAAUAAAUAUAGUUGAAAAUAUAUUAUACAUUCCGAGAAAAGUGACAGAAAUAGAAAUAAAUCCAACAUUAGAUAAGGUUAUUGUAAAUGGGAAACCUAUUUGUAACGGUAAAUUUAUAAAUUCUAGUAAUGAAAGGCAGGGAUCAGGACAGGAAGUAGUUGACAAUAUAAUAUUUACUUCAAGGAAGCAAUAUGGACUUCCAAGUGAUGCGGUAGUUUAUUGUAAUUUUAAUCAGCUAUAUAAGACUGACCCCAAAAUUUUGGAGACUUGGGUUGAAAUACUAAAAAUGGUGCCAAAUAGCGUUCUUUGGCUUUUAAGCUUUCCACCUGCCGGUGAACCAAAUAUCUUAAGAUAUGUACAGAGCUUAGGGUUAUCUCCCAGACGUGUGAUAUUUUCUAAAAUAGCAUGUAAGGAAGAACAUGUACGGAGGGGUCAAUUGGCUGAUGUAUGUUUAGAUACACCUUUGUGUAACGGACACACCACAGCUAUGGACAUUCUAUGGGCGGGUACACCAAUAGUUACAAUGCCGGGGGUUACCUUAGCAUCGAGAGUUGCUGCGUCGCUGUUGAAAACUCUUAAUUGUCCCGAACUGAUUGCUAAAGACAGGAACAAUUACGUGGGCAUAGCAGUUAAACUUGGCAGGAAUAAAGAUUAUCUCAGAUAUAUUCGAGCGAAGGUUGCGGAUGCUCGUUUGCACAGCACGUUAUUUGAUUGUAAAUAUUAUGCGAGUGGAUUGGAAUCACUGUAUAUCAAAAUGUGGCAGUUAUAUAAAAGUGGAAAGAGUACUAUUAAUUUAAAAGCAUUCCAAUAAACAUUGAUAUUGAGCCGAGUUUCAUAUGCAUUAUAGAUCUGGAUUUCAUGAGGGUUCAAAAUACUAAUAUACUGGCAACUUUUAUGUCUCGCCGUCCAGAAACGUCCAUUAAACUAGAAAACGUACAUUUACAUUCGUAAUGCAUUGUAUGAAAAUGGAAUUCAAACGAUAACAAUAAAUUUAGCCUAUAAUUGUGUAUUUACUUAUUAUAUUUGUGACGUCAUUUAUGUGCACGUAUUGGAACUAAA
Molecule: messenger RNA, 3260 nt
Organism: Papilio polytes (common Mormon)
Lineage: Eukaryota; Metazoa; Arthropoda; Insecta; Lepidoptera; Papilionidae
Product: UDP-N-acetylglucosamine--peptide N-acetylglucosaminyltransferase 110 kDa subunit-like
Exons: 9
Coding region: 529-3012 (827 amino acids)
Biological process (GO): protein O-linked glycosylation
Molecular function (GO): protein binding; protein N-acetylglucosaminyltransferase activity
Source: RefSeq, a predicted model, not a curated record